This is a messenger RNA of Cyphellophora europaea CBS 101466, 210 nucleotides long. RefSeq lists its product as uncharacterized. The record is from RefSeq and is a predicted model, not a curated record. The annotation marks the transcript as partial. The transcript has a single exon. Lineage: Eukaryota; Fungi; Ascomycota; Eurotiomycetes; Chaetothyriales; Cyphellophoraceae.
UUGUUCAGUGAGUCCACGAUGCUGUCGCUCGCUAAUGUCGCCGUGAUACCCCUCCUCAUCCUCGGCGCGGUCGCGCAAUGCAAUACGGACCAAAAUCCAUACUGUCGCGGCAAUGACCAGUUCGAGGCCAUCUGCUGCCCAUAUCCCAACGUUUGCUACUGGGCAGACCGUCAAGGCACGCCCGGUUGCUGCGCUGCCGGGAGCGUGUGC